AUGAAUAUGCCGCAUCCGAGAAGAACUCCGCCCAGAAAUGCAGUGAUAGAUACUGGGACGCAGGAUCGUAGGAAGAGACAGAAAUUGAGCCAUACUCCUGAACCCGAAACAUGCAGGCAGAAUCCGCAGACAAUCGGCGAUGAGGUCCCUCGUUCGGUUAGGGUCCUAACCAACCAGGAAUCUGGCGAAUCCGGUUCCUCAGAUCGAAGUGCAUCCAAAUGGUUCGACAAUGCAGCUCACAAAGCUAUGCCAGCACAGUACGGAUCACCCGAAGUCGAUGAUGAACCUCCAUUUUAUAUGGAUAGUCGUGCGGACUAUGUCCCUACCAAUUUCGUCGCCUCAGAUUGCGAUCGCAUCUUCGGAGGUAGGCCUUCUCAAAUGGACAGCGAGAACGAGGAUUUAAGAGGAGUCAUCGAUGACUUGACAGUAGAGAACAAGCGGCUCAAGCAUAUGCUGCGUUCGCAGAAGUCGAGUCGUCCCGCUUCCAGUGUGGCCUCCCAACAACAGGACAAACUCUUUGAAGUUCGAAUGCAUGGUCUGCCCGCAGCAAAGAGGAAGGAGUUGGAAUACCUACUCAAGAAUUUUGCUACGAGUCUGCACGGCUCCGCUGGGCCAAAGUCUGGUUCUACUUCUCAAACUCCUUCAUCUGCCCCAGACAGUGGACAAGGAGCACCAGCCAGGAUUCUCCGGACUGAUUCAGGCUAUGGUUCGAACUCUGUCUCCGGCAAAGAUGGAUCGAACGACCCCAAGCUAAACACUCUGCAAAGGUCAUCCAAGAACAAAGCUGUGAAGACUUACCUGCAAGAUAUACCCGAUACUCUACUUCCUAGGCGCAACCCUAUGAUGAGCGAACGCGCAAAACAAGCGAUUAUUGUACGACGUCUUGAACAAUUGUUUACAGGUCGGACUGCUGGCCCUGGAAAUCAUGACCAGCCUAUACAACAGCAAGAGAUCUCACACUCAGCUGCACGUGCGGAUAGACUGCAAGACUUAGGAAAUAACAGGAAACGCAAGGCUGAGGGUAGUCGUGAAGCUCAUGUCAUGCCUGCUGAUCCACCAACCAGUCUCGACGCAGUGGAUGAUGUCGAAUCAGGGGGAGCGAAUAAAUCUCUCAAGGAGGACGCUGCAAAGCGAGUUGACCCUCCGGAACAACGACCAACUCGACCCUUGGAUCUCGACAUCAACCGAGCUCAGGUCGCAGCUGACAAUCUUUCUUAUAUCCGGCACCUUGGAUUGUCAUCAUCCAGACCUGGUAUUGUAGAUGACGAGCAUAGUUCGUGGAUAUUUUUAAACUUGCUCUCCGGUCUGGCUCAACUACAUACACUCAACGUCACACCCGACCAGGUUCGGAAGGCCAUCCAGAAGCUAAGCAACCGGUUCGAGGUCAGUAAAGACGGUCACAAGAUACGUUGGAUUGGUGGCUCUGAGGGUACAAAAUUCAGUGCAGAAGACGAGAAGGAGAUCGAGAACGCCGAGCUUCAUUCACAAGAAGUGACCGAGGACGCCGGCACUGGAGGAGAUGGUAGCAGUCGGUCAAAGACCAGCAAUAGCACUUCAAAUGCUGCCAUCACAUCACACACUCCUUCAGAAGACAAAGCGAGUGGGCUGCACACCAGUAGUGGCUCCCAUGGACAAAACCUUACAACCUCUGCCCUGUCCAACCCGCCGACCUCGUCCGACCUUUCCAAACCACUCAAGACUAGCUCCGCUUUUGACUACAAACCUAUUCGAUUCAGAGGUAAUAUGCAGGUAGAACACGACGAUGUUGGGUCGGAUGAAUCGUUCGACAGUCACUCAGGAGACUCCAGCGGGCUUGUACAUGCACUCAGUGCCUCGAAUUUGAACCAACAAACCAAGGAGGAGGGGCCGAUCACCUUCUUCAACAACCCAUAUUUCUGCAGUGACUUCAGCUCGGACAAAGAGCCGUCAAAUAUGCUCACUCCUCGGCCAGUAAUUAUAGGCGAGACCCUGGGUGAACCAGUACCUGCACACCUUUGCGAGUCACCUCUACGAUAUCAUGAUGCCACCUAUUUCACGACUCACUUCGCGCCCAAGCCUUUCGACGCGGAUCUAUUGUCUACAGCAGAUAGAGAGAGAUUCGACAAGUCUCUUCCUAAGCUGCCGGUCCUUGAGCCUAUCCUCGAAGCUGGCGAAGCAGAGACAGUUCCGAUGGAGAUGCAGGCAUGUGGCUUAGGUGGAACUACGCCCGAGGACAAUUUUGCACUUGACGUCAAAGUCAUUAGAACAGUUCUUCCAUCAACUGGACCAGGUGCUGUGUUUCAGACACUGCCUUUUUCGAGACGGAGACUGCCAAGUAAAUUUCAUACCACUAUCUCUGGCUGUCAAAAACUUGAUCUGCUUCCACCGAAGUUACCACCUCCUAGCUAUGUUUUCUUCACUUCGAGUUCGUCAUCCCACACGGGUGGAACCGACGAAGACGAGCUCUCAGAUGAUGGUGACAGCUCUGAUACUAGCAGCGCGCCUCAAGUCGAUGAAGAGUAUCCUGCUCCUCCUGCCUUUUUGCAGAAAUUCUCGCAUAGCUCGGGAGGAGAGCAGGCAGAAGAUGAAGACGACGAUGACGACUCUUCAGAGAUUGAUAUGCUUGCUAUCGCACGACAGGCCAACCCUGAACAGAUUGCUGAGCAAGAACGAGUCUAUAUGCUUACCCAGCCUGGGUACAGGCCACGAGCCAUCGCUGGUAGUCUUGCUGCAACUGUUGGCGCCAGCCAAUCUACUACUUCUAUUCGCGAUGGAAUUGCUGGUCCAUCGACUCGAUCUGAAUACAGCUCAAGACGUGUUGAAGGGAGUGACGAUGGAAUGGAAGAUGCGUAA
Molecule: messenger RNA, 2832 nt
Organism: Lithohypha guttulata
Lineage: Eukaryota; Fungi; Ascomycota; Eurotiomycetes; Chaetothyriales; Trichomeriaceae
Exons: 2
Coding region: 1-2832 (943 amino acids)
Biological process (GO): circadian rhythm; regulation of DNA-templated transcription
Cellular component (GO): cytoplasm; nucleus
Source: RefSeq, a predicted model, not a curated record